CAUUAUUUGCGUCUUUAGAGUCAGUGGGUGGGAAUUGAGAAAGUGGUGGCUUGUUCCAGAACAGUCAUAAAUCAGCGCGUUUGGUGCAAGAUCCGUAGUUAACUACGGGACGGGAGCUUAGAAAAUUCGUGGAAAACCGCACUAACAUUUCCCAAGAGAAAAACUGUAGCGACUCCAAGUUUCAGUGCUCUGCAGAAGGAAGUCUGCCUGAAUAUUAAAGGUCGAGAGAACUGGGGAAUGGCGGAGAGACUGAUCCUCGCUCUAAUGGCCAUCUGGGUGGCCCGGGUGACGGGUGAAUGUGGCGGGCCUCCAACAUUGGAAAAUGGCACUCCAGAUGAUAAAUUUAUUCCUCUGACCACCUUUCCUGUGGGUACUAAAGUUAGUUACAGAUGUUACCGAGGUUACGUGUUUCAGGAAGGGGGUUCAAGACUUGUUACCUGCAUGGCAGGUUCAACUUGGUCACCAUUGCAGGCUGUUUGUGAACCAAGAAGCUGUGACAAUCCUGGAGAUAUUCUCAAUGGAUAUUAUAAUGCAUCAAGUACCACUUUGGGAAGUCGAGUUACUUUUUAUUGCAAUGCAGGAUAUAAGAUGGUUGGUAGGGACUACCGGAUAUGUACAGCUGAUGGUUGGGAUGGCCAGGUUCCAACGUGUGAACUUGUCACAUGUCCCGAUCCUCCCUCUAUUAGUAAUGGGACAGUUUCAUCACCAUCUGGAGAGUUCUGGACAUUUGGAAGUGUAGCAAAGUAUCACUGUAAUAAGGACUACUCACUGAUUGGUGAAGACACCAUCACCUGUGGAGCAAAUGGAGAAUGGGACAAGGAUCCACCAAGAUGUCAAGGUGAAUGUGGCAGGCCUCCAACAUUGGAAAAUGGCACUCCAGAUGAUAAAUUUAUUCCUCUGACCACCUUUCCUGUGGGUACUAAAGUUAGUUACAGAUGUUACCGAGGUUACGUGUUUAAGGAAGGGGGUUCAAGACUUGUUACCUGCAUGGCAGGUUCAACUUGGUCACCAUUGCAGGCUGUUUGUGAACCAAGAAGCUGUGACAAUCCUGGAGAUAUUCUCAAUGGAUAUUAUAAUGCAUCAAGUACCACUUUGGGAAGUCGAGUUACUUUUUAUUGCAAUGCAGGAUAUAAGAUGGUUGGUAGGGACUACCGGAUAUGUACAGCUGAUGGUUGGGAUGGCCAGGUUCCAACGUGUGAACUUGUCACAUGUCCCGAUCCUCCCUCUAUUAGUAAUGGGACAGUUUCAUCACCAUCUGGAGAGUUCUGGACAUUUGGAAGUGUAGCAAAGUAUCACUGUAAUAAGGACUACUCACUGAUUGGUGAAGACACCAUCACCUGUGGAGCAAAUGGAGAAUGGGACAAGGAUCCACCAAGAUGUCAAGGUGAAUGUGGCAGGCCUCCAACAUUGGAAAAUGGCACUCCAGAUGAUAAAUUUAUUCCUCUGACCACCUUUCCUGUGGGUACUAAAGUUAGUUACAGAUGUUACCGAGGUUACGUGUUUAAGGAAGGGGGUUCAAGACUUGUUACCUGCAUGGCAGGUUCAACUUGGUCACCAUUGCAGGCUGUUUGUGAACCAAGAAGCUGUGACAAUCCUGGAGAUAUUCUCAAUGGAUAUUAUAAUGCAUCAAGUACCACUUUGGGAAGUCGAGUUACUUUUUAUUGCAAUGCAGGAUAUAAGAUGGUUGGUAGGGACUACCGGAUAUGUACAGCUGAUGGUUGGGAUGGCCAGGUUCCAACGUGUGAACUUGUCACAUGUCCCGAUCCUCCCUCUAUUAGUAAUGGGACAGUUUCAUCACCAUCUGGAGAGUUCUGGACAUUUGGAAGUGUAGCAAAGUAUCACUGUAAUAAGGACUACUCACUGAUUGGUGAAGACACCAUCACCUGUGGAGCAAAUGGAGAAUGGGACAAGGAUCCACCAAGAUGUCAAGGUGAAUGUGGCAGGCCUCCAACAUUGGAAAAUGGCACUCCAGAUGAUAAAUUUAUUCCUCUGACCACCUUUCCUGUGGGUACUAAAGUUAGUUACAGAUGUUACCGAGGUUACGUGUUUAAGGAAGGGGGUUCAAGACUUGUUACCUGCAUGGCAGGUUCAACUUGGUCACCAUUGCAGGCUGUUUGUGAACCAAGAAGCUGUGACAAUCCUGGAGAUAUUCUCAAUGGAUAUUAUAAUGCAUCAAGUACCACUUUGGGAAGUCGAGUUACUUUUUAUUGCAAUGCAGGAUAUAAGAUGGUUGGUAGGGACUACCGGAUAUGUACAGCUGAUGGUUGGGAUGGCCAGGUUCCAACGUGUGAACUUGUCACAUGUCCCGAUCCUCCCUCUAUUAGUAAUGGGACAGUUUCAUCACCAUCUGGAGAGUUCUGGACAUUUGGAAGUGUAGCAAAGUAUCACUGUAAUAAGGACUACUCACUGAUUGGUGAAGACACCAUCACCUGUGGAGCAAAUGGAGAAUGGGACAAGGAUCCACCAAGAUGUCAAGCAAGAAGCUGUGACAAUCCUGGAGAUAUUCUCAAUGGAUAUUAUAAUGCAUCAAGUACCACUUUGGGAAGUCGAGUUACUUUUUAUUGCAAUGAAGGAUACAUCAUGGUUGGUAUGGACUACCGGAUAUGUACAGCUGAUGGUUGGGAUGGCCAGAUUCCAAAGUGUGAACCCAGAAAUGCUGACAUCAUUUCUACUACUCCUAGUGGCGGAUCUGUAGGAAGAAGUAUUGGUCAACAGUUUGAACUGCUCCUCGUCCUGGGUUUCAUUGUAUUUCUGAUGUCCUAAUUUGGUCCUGCCUAUAAAGGAACUGGACCGAAGCACUUCUCAUGAUCAGCCUUCGUACAGUAUGUGUGGGAAAAUCUCAGUUGAUUUAAUUUUGGAAAUCAGUGAAGUGGAUGCUAUGCUGCAAAAAUGUCCUCUGGAUGGAUACAGGUUAUGUAUAUUUGAGCACUUGACUAGGGUUUUCUAAAAAAGACUGUUAUUAAAACUGAAGCAAACUUAGCAAUUGUAUUUAAUGCUUAAAAAAUGUAGAGUCUAUUCUAAUUUAAAUUAAGUAACUUCAGAGUUACUGGCUAAUGUUAACUUUGUACAUCUGAAUGUUCUGUAAUGUGUAAUGGAACCUGGUUUAGUUGAGCUAAUGUUAAUUUUGUACACCUGAAUGUUCUGUAUUAAUGUGUACUGGAACUUGGUUUAGUUGAGCUGAAUGAGAUUUAAGAGAAUGCUUUGUUUUAAUUAAUUUAAGUCAUUGUUCAGGUUUUAAGUAAUGAUACCUGAUCAGUCUUUGUACAGUAUGUUUAAACAUCUGUAGGUGAUCCAUCAUUUGAAUUUCUACUCAUGUAUAUUCAAUUCUCAAAGUAAAAAUGAUUGAAAGCAUUCAUAAUAGCCUGCCUGUUAUACUGGCCUACCUGUUAUACCGAUAACCUAAUCAUAAAAUUUAAAAGCCAAUUUAUUUUUCCACUUACAAAGUUAUAUUAUAAAAGGCAUCAAAACUAACAUGAGAACCUAAAAUGGUAUUGUCUUUUUAAAAUUUCACCUUCACUAUGCUCACUCACCACAACAAUAAUACAACUGCUUAACAUGUAAAUUUGGAAAAACUUUGAAGCUAAUGAAAUGGGUUAUCCAGUGCAAAUAGGUAUGACCAGUUAUUCACGUUUGGUGCUUUUUUUCUGAAUGUAACUGGUUCAAAGCCCCUUUAAAAGAGGGAAAAUGAAGGGAAUGUGUUGAUUUUUAUCAAUGUUGGAAGUUAAACUGAUCUUUACUGUGGAUCCAAAUGUGUUGCAUAGGGUAAUUCUUUACUAAAGUGAAUAUUCUCAGGUUUUUUUUGCACAUUUUAAGAAAGAAUAAACUUGUCUGUAACUA
Molecule: messenger RNA, 3837 nt
Organism: Carcharodon carcharias (great white shark)
Lineage: Eukaryota; Metazoa; Chordata; Chondrichthyes; Lamniformes; Lamnidae
Product: complement component receptor 1-like protein
Exons: 22
Coding region: 238-2763 (841 amino acids)
Source: RefSeq, a predicted model, not a curated record